This is a messenger RNA of Pangasianodon hypophthalmus (striped catfish), 3313 nucleotides long. It is a transcript of the gene prps1a, whose product is annotated as phosphoribosyl pyrophosphate synthetase 1A. Lineage: Eukaryota; Metazoa; Chordata; Actinopteri; Siluriformes; Pangasiidae. The coding region runs from base 1331 to 1675 and encodes 114 amino acids. Gene Ontology annotation, biological process: 5-phosphoribose 1-diphosphate biosynthetic process; ribonucleoside monophosphate biosynthetic process; purine nucleotide biosynthetic process. The record is from RefSeq and is a predicted model, not a curated record. Gene Ontology annotation, molecular function: ATP binding; ribose phosphate diphosphokinase activity; magnesium ion binding. The transcript has 4 exons. Gene Ontology annotation, cellular component: ribose phosphate diphosphokinase complex; cytoplasm.
CAGGGCUUUUUCGACAUCCCCGUAGACAAUCUUUACGCCGAGCCGGCCGUUCUGAAGUGGAUCCGAGAAAAUAUAAACGAGUGGAAAAACUGCACCAUCGUUUCUCCUGAUGCUGGAGGAGCUAAGAGGUGUGGAGGGUAAGGGCCUGCUGUGUGUGCGUGUGUGAGUGUUCCUCUUCGUCACAGGUUUAAAACAAUUCAAAAGAUAUUUUGUUGGCCGUUAGCUAACAGCGUAUGGCUUAGAGACGCUGAUUUCUGUCUCGUCCCACACACACGCUAAAGAUAUCUAAACGCUAAAUUAUCCACUUACACGCACACGCAGGAUUCCGUCCACCUGAAGAGUGAAUAUGACGGAAAAAAACAUCAAGAUUUUCUCGUUUAUCUGAAGCGGAAACCUUUUUUAACCUCUCCUGACCAAUCAGAUGUCAGACGUCAGACUUAACUGCGAAUUAGUAAACGAUUUUUUUUUAUUAUGAUCACAUAAUCUAAAUAUUUCUUUAUUUCUCCCGGUUCUUUGCUGGAAACCGUAUGCAAUAUCGUUAACAUAGACGGAGGAAUCUGUCCCAUUCCAUUCAUAGGGGACGGAUAUUUUUAUUUAUUUAUUUAUUUAUUUAAAAGAGCAUUCACAUGGGACACUCUUGGAAAAUCCCACAAUUCCCGUCAGUGAAUGGGAAAUCCCAAAAACACGAGGAAUCACUCCAUCACUGCGCCUGUUAUAAAAUCAUUUUUCUUCUAAAAUGAGGUCAUCAUAACACCCUGAAACACAAUUAAAGGUUAAGAAGUUAAGGUGAAAAUAAGAUACAGGUACACGCCACACGCCGACUUGUUAAGGCUCGGUCAUAUUAAAGCGUCCAUCUGCAAGCUCUCCACUCUAACUAGACUAGCACGCUAGUGCACGCUUUAAUAUAACGCUUAAACAGCGGCUUGAAUCCCUUGUUAACCACUCUCACCUAGUGAGUUUGUGCAUCCAUUCUGCAGUGUGUUUGAGGUUUAUGAAGGUGUGUGUAGUGUGUGUAGUGUGUGUAGUGUGCAUUUUGACAUUUCUCUGCAUCACUAAAGUCGCUAAAAACGGAAUGACCUCAGGCUAAUUUUAGCAACAGCGUCAGUUUUCAGGGAACGUGUUUGCCUGAGCGUGGCAGUUUAAUAAGCGUGGUGUGAAUAAGGGCCAAUACGGAUACGACAAGACGUGCAGUAGGAACGUGUGUGUGUGUGUGUGUGUGUGCGUGUGUGUGUGCGUGUGUGUGUGUAGGGUGACCUCCAUAGCGGAUCGUCUGAACGUGGACUUCGCCCUGAUCCAUAAGGAGAGGAAGAAGGCGAACGAAGUGGACCGCAUGGUUCUGGUCGGGGAUGUCAAAGACAGAGUCGCCAUCUUAGUGGACGACAUGGCGGACACCUGCGGGACAAUCUGCCACGCCGCGGAGAAGUUAGUCUCUGCAGGUGCGACUAAAGUCUACGCCAUUCUGACACACGGGAUCUUCUCUGGACCUGCGAUCUCCCGCAUAAACAACGCCAACUUCGAGGCGGUGGUCGUGACGAACACUAUUCCUCAAGAGGACAAGAUCAAACAAUGUGACAAGAUCCAGGUGAUCGACAUCUCGAUGAUUCUGGCUGAAGCGAUCAGACGAACCCACAACGGAGAGUCGGUGUCCUACCUGUUCAGCCACGUACCUUUAUAACACACACACACACUCUUUACACACACACACACUCUUUACACACACAUACACUCGUAUACACUUCCUUGUCGGUAUUUAAAUAUAAAAACGAAUAUAUUAACCUAAGAAAUGAUAACUAUCUUCAUCACGCACUUGGAUUGUAAACGUGUCCCUCGUUCCCCGAGUAGACGUCUGGCUUUAUUAAAUAGUUUUACGAUGUUUUGUACCGACGUGUUUUGAUGGUACGUGAACAGAACUCUGGGUUUGCUCCAAAAUAACAAGCGUUAUUAUUAUUAUUAUUAUUAUUAUUAUUAUUAUACAUGACGGAAUUUAUGUAGCGCUGCCUGAAAACUCUCCCUAGCUAGGCAGCGUCAUUCUGAACAGAACACGCCCUUUAUCGCGACGUUAUUUUACAGUGUUGCGUAUUCACGCCUAAGCUGGAGUUGAAUGUCACUCAACGUCGCUCAUUUAACGCUCGUUUCGGAAAGAAUAUAAAUCGGGUGUGAAUCUGAUACAGUGUGUGUUACGCGUAUGUGAUCUGUAAAUUAUCAGUUUAUGGAUGAACGUUACAGACGUGCAAUGCAUCAUGACAUCGUUCAGUUCACUCUCAUCGUUUCGUUGCUUCCCAGGCUAACGUAGCUAACGUAGCUAUCUGAUUAAAAUAUAUUAAGAUUAAAAAUCUUUUUCUUACGUCGAAAUCUUUAAACACUCCUAAAAGCGCACUCCUUAUUCGCAACUGCGUAUUUAAGAAGAAAUUUAUUAUCAGUACCACGUCCUGUUUUCCUCUCGAGUUCCAGUUUGAAACUUUAGUAGGCGGAGCCUUAGUGGGCGGAGUUAUACCAUAAACGAAAUUCCAGUAUAGACCUAAACUACUGCUGCGUGACAUCGGAACUCGGAAUUACGUCAUUUUUCAUUUCCGAGCUACAAAGCGAGGGACAAAAACAUGGACGCCUUCACGAUGCUGACGUAUUUAGUUAGCUACAAGCUAGCCAGCUGACUUGUGACGAGUGACGCGUAUUGCUGCGUUUGACCAAACGUCGUAACUCGUAAUUUAUUUUUCCCAGGCGGAUUUGGGAAAUUUCCGAGCCGCGAGUUUUAGUCGAAUGAAGAACUGGAUUUGAAAAACUUGUUAACGUCGCUAUUUCCUCGUAGUAAAGAAGAAAAUUUGUGUGCGUUUAAGGGUUUCUUUUAGAAAUGUAGUUCUUAUGGCAGCUGUUUUUUUUUUUUUCCUUUCUUUUUUUUUUUUUUGUCAUGGCUACUGAAGAUUCAGGGUUUUUUUUUUUUUUUUUUUUUAAAGUGUGCACUAGAGAGACGAGUGCAGGGUCUAUUUUUGUAUGAAUAUAGUUUAGAUGUUAAAUGUUUUUACGCUGCUUGUGUUUUAUGUUUACACAACACUCGAAGGCGUAUCUGUUCGCAAGUGCCUUUUACUGCUGAUUACACACAUACACACACACACACACACACACACAUACACACAAUUGCAUGUUUCGUUCUCGGUUCUGAAAGUGGAGGAUGAACUGCACGUCUUCCUUCCAUCUACAGUUGUGUUAAUGCUGUGGGCGGAGCUUCAGUUAAUCAUGCUCCCUGCUCCACCAAUCAGAAUUCAGCAUGUAACUUUACCUGACUGCUAUACAAUAAAUCAUCUCAUGACUCCUGCAA